AUGCGGGCUCGCUCAGCUCUUCGUAUGCUGACGUAUGCGAGAGCGCUCGCCGUUGCGCUAACGUGCGCGGGAGCAGGCCUGACGGCCAGGACCGCAACGUCGGUCGGACCUCAUCGCUGGGUCCAGGCUAUUCGGAUAGCCAAAGGACGAACCGGUCCUCGGGACGAUCAGGUCCCCAGGGUGAUCAGACCCUCGGGCUUUCGCGUGGCGAAGCCCAUGCUCCUGCUGCAGGAGCCCCCGCACGGGGAUGCUCAUGAUGAGCAGGCCAUGCACGGCCAUCGGGCGCAUGCCCACUUCUCGCUGUCGCACGACGGCAACGGCGAGCAGGUCUCGCCGCUGUGCUUCGGCCGCUGUCGGGCGAUCGAUGUCUCGGGCGCAUGUCCACUUGGCGAGCUUCCGCCUCGGUGA
This is a messenger RNA of Schizophyllum commune H4-8, 408 nucleotides long. RefSeq lists its product as uncharacterized. The record is from RefSeq and is a predicted model, not a curated record. NCBI's taxonomy places the organism in Eukaryota, Fungi, Basidiomycota, Agaricomycetes, Agaricales, Schizophyllaceae. The coding region runs from base 1 to 408 and encodes 135 amino acids. The transcript has a single exon.